Asparagus officinalis (garden asparagus) is the source of this 1018-nucleotide messenger RNA. RefSeq names its product probable plastid-lipid-associated protein 6, chloroplastic. The transcript has 3 exons. The record is from RefSeq and is a predicted model, not a curated record. Bases 1 to 813 code for a protein of 270 amino acids. Lineage: Eukaryota; Viridiplantae; Streptophyta; Magnoliopsida; Asparagales; Asparagaceae.
AUGGCUCUACCUCCUUCGUCUCUGCACUGUCGCUCUCAUCAUCACCAUAACCGCCAAUUUAUCAAAUUGAACCAAUUUCGAUCAGAAUUUGGGAGGAAUCAGCUGACCCAUAAGAGGAAUAAGGGUCUAAUUGGCAGAGCAUCGACGCUCGAGGAAUCCCCAUCUUUCGAUCCACUGGCAAGUACUCAGGGCCCUGAUCCUGAGCUCGUUGCAGCGCUGAAGCUCAAGCUGCUUAGUGCUGUUUCUGGACUAAACAGAGGCCUAGCAGCCAGUGAAGAAGACCUCAAAAGGGCAGAAUCUGCUGCCAAGGAACUGGAAGGUGUUGGAGGAGUUGUUGAUCUUACCAAAGACCUCGAUAAACUCCAGGGAAGAUGGAAGCUACUCUAUAGCAGUGCCUUCUCCUCAAGAACCCUAGGUGGGAGUCGUCCCGGUCCUCCCAUUGGCAGACUUCUUCCGAUUACACUCAGACAGGUUUUUCAACGUAUUGAUAUCCUCAGUAAAGAUUUUGAUAACAUAGUCGAUCUCCAGUUUGGAACUCCAUGGCCACUUCCUCCUGUUGAAGCAACAGCUACUUUAGCCCAUAAAUUUGAACUUAUAGGAACUUCAAAGAUAAAGAUAACAUUCGAGAAAACUACGGUGAAGGCAACGGGGAACUUGUCUCAGCUUCCACCACUGGAAGUUCCUCGUCUUCCUGAUGCAUUGAGGCCUCCAUCAAACACAGGGAGUGGCGAAUUUGAAGUAACAUACCUUGAUGCUGAUACACGGAUAACCCGAGGUGAUAGAGCGGAGCUCAGGGUUUUUGUGAUCUCAUGAACCUGAUAAUGUAAUGAAGUAUUGUACUACGUACAUACAUUCUUUCUUGAUAUUGUACUAUGUGUUUUGUACACCACAGGAGCUCCUCUCUUUUUUUAAGUUGAACGGUAUCUCGUAUUCAUUGUAAGAUACUGUAUAUUUUGUUGUAUUCAGUUUGCGGGUGAUAUGAAUCGUCGUAAAUAGCUGAUGAUAAAUUCGGCAUUAA